AUGGUAUCAGAAACAGAAACAGUAGGAGCUGUCACUGAUAAUUGUAUGGAUGAGGUGGACAUGGAGACAAUGAAAGUCGUUCAGGAACAGUUCCUCUCUGCCGAUGCUAAUGAAAUUAAGGAAGUUAGCGAGCACUCAAAACAGGUUAAAUUCAAAACUCAAAUUGUAUGGAGGAAUGUGGCGCUAUUUUCAGCUCUCCAUGUCGCAUCACUGGUCGGUAUUUAUCAGUUUAUUUUCCUCGCCAAAUGGCCAACAUUAUUUUGGUAUUGCACCUGUUGGCUAAUGGGCGUUAUGGGUAUCACUGCUGGGGCACAUCGUCUUUGGUCUCAUCGUAGUUAUAAGGCCAGAUGGCCUGCUCGGCUCUUUUUGAUGUUUUGCAACAGUAUGGCUUUCCAGAACGAUGUAAUUGAGUGGUCACGAGACCAUCGUUGUCAUCACAAGUGGACAGAUACUGAUGCUGACCCGCACAAUACCACAAGAGGAAUGUUUUUUGCUCAUAUGGGUUGGUUGAUGGUUCGUAAACAUCCGGAAGUGAAGAGAAAAGGCUCUCAACUAGAUCUGAGUGAUUUGUUCAAUGAUCCUAUACUUGCAUUUCAGAGAAGACACUACUUAAAAACAGUACUAUUCGCUUGGUUUAUUGUGCCAACCUUUGUACCGAUGUAUUUUUGGGGAGAAUCCUUCAUGGUCGCUCUUUAUACUUGCACAUUAUUAAGAUACUGCUCUACUCUGCAUGGUACAUGGCUAAUCAAUUCGUUGGCACACAAAUAUGGCUUCAAGCCUUACAAUCCGAAUAUAACACCUGUUGAAUCAUUAUGGCUAGCGGUAACGGCAAUGGGUGAAGGCGGUCAUAACUAUCAUCACACUUUUCCGCAAGACUAUCGAACAUCUGAAUAUGUGCUUCACUUUAAUGUAACAAAAUUAUUCAUCGACAUACUAUUUUUCUUGGGAUUGGCAUACGACAUGAAAGUUGUCCCGCAAGAGAUAAUUGAACGACAGAAAGCAAAAUACGUGAAGAAAUGUAAUUGA
Messenger RNA from Brugia malayi, 1026 nucleotides. Its product is annotated as acyl-CoA desaturase, putative. Gene Ontology annotation, molecular function: iron ion binding; stearoyl-CoA 9-desaturase activity. NCBI's taxonomy places the organism in Eukaryota, Metazoa, Nematoda, Chromadorea, Rhabditida, Onchocercidae. Bases 1 to 1026 code for a protein of 341 amino acids. Gene Ontology annotation, biological process: unsaturated fatty acid biosynthetic process. The transcript is spliced from 9 exons. Gene Ontology annotation, cellular component: endoplasmic reticulum membrane. The record is from RefSeq and is a predicted model, not a curated record.